Messenger RNA from Seriola dumerili (greater amberjack), 1062 nucleotides. RefSeq names its product melatonin receptor type 1C-like (gene mtnr1c). Gene Ontology annotation, cellular component: membrane. Bases 1 to 1062 code for a protein of 353 amino acids. The transcript is spliced from 2 exons. NCBI's taxonomy places the organism in Eukaryota, Metazoa, Chordata, Actinopteri, Carangiformes, Carangidae. Gene Ontology annotation, molecular function: melatonin receptor activity. Gene Ontology annotation, biological process: G protein-coupled receptor signaling pathway. The record is from RefSeq and is a predicted model, not a curated record.
AUGGAUUUAGAGGUGAAGGGUGUGAACGGGUCGAACUGUUUGUCCCGGAAUGAGAGCGACGGCGGACUAAGCGCUUCUUCCAGUGGAGUGUCCACUGCGCUGGCCAGCGUGCUGAUCUUCACCAUAGUGGUAGACAUCCUGGGCAAUGUCCUCGUCAUCCUGUCCGUGUACAGGAACAAAAAGCUCAGGAAUGCAGGCAACAUCUUCGUGGUGAGUUUGUCCGUAGCAGACCUGGUGGUGGCAUUGUACCCCUACCCUCUGGUCCUGACAGCCAUCUUCCACAAUGACUGGACCAUGGGUGACCUGCACUGCCAGGCCAGCGGCUUCAUCAUGGGCCUCAGCGUCAUUGGCUCCAUCUUCAACAUCACGGCAAUCGCCAUCAACCGCUACUGCUACAUCUGCCACAGCCUCCACUACGACCGUCUGUACAGCCUGAGGAACACCUGCUGCUACCUGGGCCUCACCUGGCUGCUCACUGCCCUCGCCACAGUGCCCAACUUCUUUGUCGGCUCGCUACAGUACGACCCCCGCAUCUACUCCUGCACCUUCGCCCAGACGGUCAGCUCGUACUACACCAUCUCUGUGGUGAUCAUUCACUUCCUGAUCCCGCUGCUGGUGGUGUCUUACUGCUACAUGAGGAUAUGGGUGCUGGUGAUUCAAGUGAAACAUCGGGUUAAACCGGAACAAAGGACCAAACUGAAACCGAGUGAUGUGCGGAACUUCCUGACUAUGUUUAUGGUGUUUGUGUUGUUCGCAGUAUGCUGGGCUCCACUAAACCUCAUAGGCCUGGCCGUAGCUAUAAACCCUGUGAAGGUUGCACCCAACAUCCCCGAGUGGCUCUUCGUCACAAGCUAUUUUAUGGCGUAUUUCAACAGCUGCCUCAACGCCAUCAUAUAUGGGCUUCUAAACCAAAACUUCCGCAAAGAGUACAAGACGAUCCUCCUCGCUCUUUGCGUCCCGCGUUUGCUCCUCAUGGAGACAUCCAGGUGUGCCACAGAGGGACUGAAGAGUAAGCCCUCGCCGGCUGCAACAAACAACAAUGUAGCAGAGAUAAAUGUAUAA